This is a messenger RNA of Seminavis robusta, 1227 nucleotides long. Lineage: Eukaryota; Bacillariophyta; Bacillariophyceae; Naviculales; Naviculaceae. The record is from the annotation of a GenBank genome assembly.
AUGGCACUACAUCGUCCACCAUGCCGCCUACGAGUAUCGAACAUGCCAUCUGCGUUGGUGAUACUAAUUCUGUGGAUCUGUUUGUCUUGCGUCUCGGCGCUGCAGAAUCCACAGAUUGCUACUUUUUCGAGCACAACAAAAAGUCGCCUCAUGUCUGCAGCGCUGUCGUCGUCGGACACUAUUGCGGAUCGUUCGACUCUAUCUCUCCUAGAACAUGUCAAUAUCGAUAUUCCCAGCCAUGAAUACGCGGUUCCCUUUUACUAUGACAUUCUGGGUUGUGGCGUGGAUCCUCGCAUGGCUCACAAUUUUGUCAAUCAUCCAGCGAAAGAAUCUACUAUUUGGGCCAACUGUGGAGCCUCUCAGUUUCACCUAUGUUACAGCCCCGAAACAUCGCCCGGUCUUCCAGGACGUAUUGGGUUGCGCUAUGACAGUCUGGAUGGAUUGCAGCAGCGUCUGCAAGAGCAUCGCCAAGAAAAGAAGGAAGAAACCACGAGAUGCUUUCAGAGUUUCCAGCUCGAUCAGCAGGACUCGCAGGGCAAUCCUCAAAUCACAAUUGUCGAUCGAUACAACAAUGAGUUUGUCUGUCGAGCCCUUCCUUCUCCGAUCCCGUCUUCACCCAUUGCCAGCAAUCAGCCCAUUCUCGGAAUAAGUAGUGACGACGAAGCAGAGGAGUGGACUGAUUUGGCACAACGAUAUGGACGAGAAAAGAGCGAUUGUCGAGGGAUUGAUUAUCUCGAAAUUGCUUGCCCUACGGAGACGGCCGAAUCGAUUGCGCAGUUUUACGAGUCUGUAUUCGACGCGAACACCAACGUUAUUCCCUUGCCCGACAAUACCAAAAUCGCCAUGAUUGCUCUGGGCAAUAUACGGACCAAUGGCCGCGCCGAUCAAUACUUGCUCUUUAAAGAACAACCACAACAACAACCAGACGAUACUACUGGUACGACGACGACGACAACAACAAGCACCCAAAAGCAACAGCAUCAUAUUGCCCUCUACGUGGGUCAAGUCAAGGCGGACUUUAAUCAAGCCUACCGGAAUGCCGAAAUGGCAGGUGUCGUCUGGAUUAACCCGCGCUUUGAAGACAAGGUCGACACACUCACGGCUGCUCAACAAUGGAAUCAGUUUCGAUUCAAGAACAUUGUCGACCUCGAAACCGGCAAACCCAUUGUCGAGUUGGAGCAUGAAGUGAGAUCCACAGAGCAUUCGUCCUGGCCGGUAGUACUGUAG